AUGAAUGUUAUUGGAAGUGUUCUGAGCACCAUUAAGCCUAGGGAAGAUGACCUCGGGUCUGAUCGUAUGAAUUAUUAUUAUACUACAGUCAUGAUCAUGUUUGUUUCAAUUACUAUAACGAUGAAACAACAAGUUGGAAACCCAUUGCAAUGCUGGGUACCACAACAGUUCAAAAAACCGUGGGAACAAUAUGCAGAAAAUUACUGUUUUGUAUAUAAUACAUAUUGGGUGAAUCCAACGGAACUAGUGCCAGAUUCAGUCCAAGAAAGAAUCGCUAAGCAAUUAAUAUAUUACCAAUGGGUAUCAUUUAUUAUGGGACUUGAAGCCUUUUUCUUCUACCUCCCGGCUGCAAUAUGGGGAGCGAUGUAUAGAAAAUCUGGGUUGAAUAUACUCAGUAUGACUAAAGCAGCUAUUGAAGCUGAGAAAGCGACGGAUGAAGCUGUCCGUUUGAAAAAACUUGGCAUUAUCAAAAUGCACUUCGCUGAGUACGUCCGAGUCAAUGCAAAUCGGAAAAAAUAUAAUCCAACUUUAUUCAAGAGAAUGGGAAAGUUUGGGCUGGUUGAUGGCUGCUUCAUCAGCAAUUCCUAUAUCUUUAUUAAAUGCCUCUAUAUGCUGAAUAUAAUUGGGCAAUUCUUGAUGCAAAACCAAUUCCUUGGGCAAUAUAAUCACUUAUGGGGUGCUACAAUAUUAUCUGAUAUUAUUAGUGGUUCGAAUUGGGAGGAUACAGGCAAUUUCCCUCGAAUCGCCAUGUGGUUUAUCGUCGUGUUUGCCUACACCUUCACCGACACCCUCCAAUUAGCCAUUCGUACCCGAGUCUCGGGCAAAAAAGAGGAAUUUAUCAGAAAAUACCUCAAAGUAGCUGUUGUUGAUGAAGCAUUACUUACCGAAUUUUGCAAAAAGAAGAUCAACGCCGAUAUUGUCAUCAUAAUGGCAAUAAUCUCCAAUCACUCAAGUGAUAUCAUCACCACAGAAUUGAUCGAGCUGAUGUGGAAAGAACACAGGGACACCAUCUUCCCGCCAGUCAAACAAGAUUCCGACCCAAAUGGCGGCGAAAAAAUUGGAUUCGGACAAGAGCAGCGGAGACGAAGAUGGAGACCACACUGGCAGGCAGAA
Mesorhabditis spiculigera is the source of this 1113-nucleotide messenger RNA. The record is from the annotation of a GenBank genome assembly. Lineage: Eukaryota; Metazoa; Nematoda; Chromadorea; Rhabditida; Rhabditidae.